AUGAAGGUGUGCGGCAUUUUGCUGCCAGUCUUGGCUGUCCGUGUCCACCCUGAGCAGUGGACUGUGAUCUCUCGGAAUGGUGAAAAGCUCGGUCACUGGCUCCCAAAUGCGUUGAGCAACGGCAACCGCCAAAGACACCCGAACAUCUGCACUCAGCUGCUCUCCAGAAGCCGCAGAUUCGACUGGCCGGACACCAUUGUCACUGGAGAUGAAAAAUGGGUCCUCUACGUCAACCACACCCACACCCACAAACGUGCGUGGUGCGCUGGCGAUGAAAUGCCGGAUCCUUUCGUGAAAGGUAAAAUCGAUGAGGGGAAGGUCAUGCUGAGCGUCUGGUGGGGAAUUCAUGGAAUCUACCGUUUCGAACUGUUGCCGAACAACACGACAGUUACUGCCGAGGUCUACUGCGCCAACUGCAAAGACUGGCCGACAAGAUCGGCAAGAAGCACUCGAAGCUCGACAACGUUCGUCUGCUGCAAGAUAACGCGCGUCCUCACAUCGCGAAAAAGACUUCCCAGAAAAUUCUGGAGCUUUGAUGGGAAGUUCUACCGCACCCACCGUCCAGCCCGGACCUAA
This is a messenger RNA of Necator americanus (New World hookworm), 576 nucleotides long. RefSeq lists its product as uncharacterized. The coding region runs from base 1 to 576 and encodes 191 amino acids. The record is from RefSeq and is a predicted model, not a curated record. The transcript has a single exon. NCBI's taxonomy places the organism in Eukaryota, Metazoa, Nematoda, Chromadorea, Rhabditida, Ancylostomatidae. Gene Ontology annotation, molecular function: nucleic acid binding.